GGGAAAUUUAAAACUCGGCGGAUAAUCAAACGUAAACAUAAAAACUAGCGGAAUAAAUCCUCCCAAAACGAGACCAGGAUGCUCCCAGUCUGAUAUUUUCACAUCCCCGAACGUAAAGGUCGCUUCACACCAACAUGAAGAAGAAGAAGGCGAGAACGUCUCAGGGCGCACACGCCGAGGACUGCUGUGCUCUCUGCAGGCAGAGUGAUGAUGACCCGGCCAUGUUUGGAGAAAAAGUCACACUCAAAGAGGAAAAACUCUCUGUCCACUACUUCUGUUUGCUGACUUCGUGUGGAGUUUACCAGCGAGGAGAAGAGGACGAGGGCGUCUUCGGUUUCCUGCUGGAGGACAUCAGACAGGAGAGCCGCCGGUCGUCUCGACUGACGUGUUCCUGCUGUAAGAAGAAGGGAGCGUGUGUCGGCUGUAACGUCCGAAGCUGCAGGAAGAUGGUCCACUUCCCCUGCGGGAGGAAACACAAGUACAUCUCUCAGUUUACCGGACUCUUCCCGUCCUACUGUCCCGAUCACAGUCCCACUCAGUCUCUGUGUGUGAGUUCAGACCUCAGUCUGCCUCAGUCCUGCUCCAUCUGUCUGGACCCCAUCGAGCCCGUCCUGAGCUACUCCGUCCUCAAGUGUCCGUCCUGCCACUCCAGCUGGUUCCACAGGGACUGCGUGCAGCGUCAGGCCCACAGUGCCGGUCUCUUCUUCUUCAGAUGUACUCUCUGUAACAACAAGGAGGUCUUCCAGGAGGAGAUGCAGAGGAUGGGAAUCUACAUCCCCGAGAGAGAUGCCUCAUGGGAGUUGGAGGAAAAUGCAUAUUCAGAACUGCUGGAGGUUUACAUGCACUGCGACGCUCUCACCUGCCUCUGCAGCGAUGGACGAACGCGCUCCGCAAAGAAAGGGUGGUUCGAGGUGAUUCGCUGCCGGCUGUGUGGCUCCAGAGGGACUCACAGGAAAUGUUCGGCGCUGAAGUUGGACACCAGAGACUGGGCCUGCAGCGACUGCACGCAGGCGACUGACGGGAAAGCGUCCCUGGUUGCGUCUCCUCAGGGAGGACAGAGGAGGAGUCUGCUGUCCAAACGCCACCUGUCCCCCCUCCACUCCCCCCUCCACUCCCCCAUCCACUCCCCCGUCAGCUGUAAAAGGUACACCAGACCUGUAGGCUCUGGAUCCCCGGAGGAGAUGCUGCAGGCGUUGGGCCCUAGGCUCCGCCCCCUCUGCGUGCAGGUGGAGGUGGAUGGAGACCAGGCUCUGUGUGCUGGCGUGGAGCUGGUACGGAGGCCCCACUUCGACCCGACACACACUCUGUCCGUCAGAUUUAAAGAUGGCCCGCAGACUACGUUUCCCAGCAGGCUCCAGGGCAGCGACGCGGCCAGGCAGUACUUCCUGAAGCUGCUGGUUCAGCAGAUCCAGGACUCGGUCGUGUUCGAGGGUCCGGACGGAUCCAAAAACCUGGCGCUGGACUCCCAGGCUGUGCGUGACGACCUGUACUUCGACGUGGGCUGCCUGCUGGCUCUCUGUCUGGUUCAGGGCGGUCCACCGAUCGGCUUCUUCUCCCCGGCUCUGUACCAGUGUCUGUUCAACUACCCGGCCAACCGGCCGCUCGCCGCCGAUCACAUGACCCCCGACACGCACUUCAGCCGCCUCGUCGGCAGGAUGGCCGAGGCGGAGUCUCUAGACGCCCUGAGAGAAGUCAUGGCGGAGAGCUGGGAGUUCCUGGAGUUAGCCGGCUGCAACCGACCAAUCAGCAGCCUGCAGCAGCGAGAGGCUCUGCUGGAGGAUCUGGUCGGCUUCACCAUGAUCACCAGGAUGCAGCUGCCGCUGCAGAGGCUUCGGGAGGGUCUGCAGACUCUGGGUGUCUUUGAUCAGGUGCAGCUGUUCCCGUCGGCGUUCUGCCGGGUGUUCUGCGAGGCGGCCGGUCGGCUCUCGGCUCAGACGCUCGGCCACGUCUUCACCGUGACCUUCUCGGAGCAGGAGGAGAGGCUGAGCAGGGAGACGCCCGUCCUCGGCUACUGGAGGCACCUCCUGUUCGAGUGUGAAGUUGGGAGGAGCUCUAUCUCCCUGCAGGAUCUCCUCCGUUUCUCCACUGGAGCCGAGGAUCUCCCAGCGGCCGCCCUCCUCCCUCCUCCCUCCAUAUCCUUCCUCCACCCGCCAGAGGGAGAAGGCGACGGAGGGAAGAGGAAGAGAGGAAGAAAGGAGGUGUUGGCGGACGAAGGUCUCUUCCCUCAGCGCGACCCCGGCUCCAGACGCCUCCUCCUGCCCGUCUCCUCCUCGUACCGGGCCUUCAAAAGCUCCGUGGAGCAGGCAGUCAGCCACCACGCUCACCUCCUCCCUACACACAGCUAGAGACUCUAUCACCUCCUCCCUACACACAGCUAGAGGCUCUAUCACCUCCUCCCUACACACAGCUAGAGGCUCUAUCACCUCCUCCUUACACACAGCUAGAGGCUCUAUCACC
This is a messenger RNA of Perca fluviatilis (European perch), 2457 nucleotides long. RefSeq names its product G2/M-phase specific E3 ubiquitin protein ligase (gene g2e3). The coding region runs from base 135 to 2345 and encodes 736 amino acids. Lineage: Eukaryota; Metazoa; Chordata; Actinopteri; Perciformes; Percidae. The record is from RefSeq and is a predicted model, not a curated record. The transcript has 17 exons. Gene Ontology annotation, cellular component: nucleus. Gene Ontology annotation, molecular function: ubiquitin-protein transferase activity.